AUGAAGAUCUUCUUCCCUCUCUGCGCUCUUGUUGUCUUCGCUGUGACGUGGGUCGAGGCUGUCUUCCCACCCAUGCCCGAUAGUGUGGCUAGCGGUGGCGAGGAGAUCCGCGCUUUGUGGGAGGCUGCAAGCCAAGGCACGUUCAUGAAUGUCCUUCCCCCUAACAUGGCCGGCAUCCAGAACGAGUGGACCAACUUUCUCAGCACCGAAGGCGAAGACAUUAUCAACAGAUACUACAAGGAGACGUUCCGGGACAAGAUCUUCGCCGCAAAAUUCCACGGACACGGCAAGUUCGUCAAGAUGGCCAACUUUGCACUGACCAAGCCGUACCAGUAUCAUCCGAACACCGAUGCAUACAAGCCCCAGGUGGCCGCGCUUCUCAUCGAGACGUUUGCGAGCAGACCCACUCCCGCCAGGAAGGUGCAGUGGGCCAAGGAUCUCCGCCUCGGACGACCUGGAACCGGCAGCACCUAG
This is a messenger RNA of Moesziomyces antarcticus, 474 nucleotides long. RefSeq lists its product as uncharacterized. Lineage: Eukaryota; Fungi; Basidiomycota; Ustilaginomycetes; Ustilaginales; Ustilaginaceae. The record is from RefSeq and is a predicted model, not a curated record. The coding region runs from base 1 to 474 and encodes 157 amino acids. The transcript has 3 exons.